AACGGCUUGUUAAAUUGAUAGAAAAAGAUUUAAGUUGGUUUAUCUAAUUCAAUUUGACUAGUUGCCUUUGAGACCUUAAACAGAAAAUAAGCAGCUAACGAUGUUGAAAGGACUCAAGAACCGAGCAUAUGUGCUUGCAGCUGUAAUGUCCUGCAAUUUAGCAGCAUUCGCCGUUGGACUGACCAUAACAUGGACAUCUCCAGUGUUCCCGAAAAUGAACAACAGUACAGGUAACUUGGACGAAAAUCCUUUUGACGCACCUACCACCACUGAAGAGCAGUCCUGGAUAGCAGCUCUUUUAUCUUGUGGAGCUAUUUUUGGGCCAUUUAUUGUAGGACUGCUUGCCGAUAGAAUCGGGCGUAAAUGGACUUUAGUGUACGCAUGUGGGAUUCCCCUAACAGCAGCAUUUCUAAUAACGGCAUUCGCUAAAACCCCAGUUCUAUACUACGUGGCGAGGUUUCUGGGAGGCCUGGGUGUAGGGGUAGUUUUUGGCGCUUUGCCCAUGUACAUAGGAGAAAUUUCUGAAACAUCGAUAAGAGGAACUCUGACGUCGUUUAUCAAUAUUUUUAUGGUUGGUGGAGAACUACUUUGUUACGCGGUGGGACCCUAUACAUCGGUUAUGUGGUUCAGCAUAAUUUGCGCUGUGUUUCCUGCGCUUUUCGUGAUUUUGUUCUCGUUUUUCCCGGACAGCCCUCAAUAUUUUAUUUUGAAAAACAAUAUCCCUGCUGCUGAAUCGUCCCUUGCAAAGCUUAGGGGUACGGACGUGGGAGGAAUUAAAAAAGAAUUUGCAACAAUUAAGGAGAAUGUUGAAACCGAAAUGAAAAAUAGAGGCACAAUAAUGGAUGUGAUAAAAAACCGCGGUUCGAGGAAGGCCUUAUUGAUAUGUUCGGGUCUAGCAGGCAUACAGCAAUUAUCAGGUAUCAAAAUUGUCUUAACGUAUACGACGGAUAUUUUUAAUGCUUCCGGAAGCUCCUUGAAUUCCGACAUUUCUUCCCUUAUAGUUGGAUUAGUCCAGUUUGCUUCAGGUUUUAGUACCCCUGUUUUAGUAGAUCGACUAGGGAGAAAAAUGUUGCUAUUGAUAUCAGCAGUAGGAAUGGUGAUAUCAGAAGUACCACUUGGGCUUUAUUUCUACUUAAAAGAAAAUAACUACAACGUGAGCUAUAUUGAUUGGUUACCCAUUGUUUGUAUGAUUGUAUAUAUUAUUACAUACAAUUUUGGCUUUGGCCCGUUGCCCUUGGGGCUCAUGGGCGAAGUAUUCUCGGCUGAUGUAAAAGCUGCUGCUUCUACUGUAGCGGCAAGUUUUAACGCUUUUAUGGCUUUCAUUGUGGUCAAAGCUUUUAGUAAUUUACAAGACGCCGUCGGACCCGGUGUGACCUAUUGGAUUUUUUCCUUUUUUAGUUUCUUAGGAAUAAUAUUCACCCUCUUGUUCGUGGUGGAAACUAAAGGGAAGACGUUUGCCGAAAUUCAAGAAAGAUUAAACCGAUGAGACUGUUACUCAUUUUCAGAUCGAACUACUAUUUGUGUCGAUUCUUUUAAAGCGGUACUAAGCUGGUUCGAAACGGCUUUUUUUUUGCUAUUCAUUCGUUCCUUUAUGACAAUCGCUUUGAAUUUUCCAUUUAGUCAUUCCAUGUAUCUUAAUUUCAACCACAUGUAGGUGAUAUUUAUUGUUUUCGAAAGCCUACGUCAAGAAAUAGUCUUUCAGUGAAGUAUCUUGAAUAGAUAAUAUUAUUAUUAUUAUAGAGACUGUCUAUAAAUAAGGUAAAGUAAAUUGGGGCGAGGAGAAGGCUCGAAUCUGACAUCUCAGCCCUGAUCCGGGGGUGGCAAUGAUAGUGAGUGAUAAUGGUUUUGCGUUGCGUGUUAGUAAGCGACGAUUUUAGAACCGGAAAAUUAGCGAUAGGUAACAUUAACAGAAUUUUUAUAUGAUCCUAUUGUUGUUUAGCAAUGUGUCAUCAUUUAAUACAAUCAAUUUUUAUAAAAAAUGAAAAAACAUCUUUCUUUUAUGAAUCCAACCUUAAAAUGUAAAAUUUACGAGUUACGUAACGGAAUGAGGAGAGUGAAGGGUCAGGCCUGACGUUACGGUCCUGAUGUGUACAAGGAGGGAUUGUUAAUGAUUGUUGAAUUUUUCAUUGUAAACGUGUUACUUAUCCUAUUUUGAUGCAAGUAGGCCAUAGCAGGUGCUUUCUAUCCUUUGAUAAUUACAUAAUAGAAUAAUUAUUAUUAUUUUAAUACAUAAUGUUAUUACUAUUAGACUGAAUUAAAAAAAGUACAAAUAAGUUUAUUCUCAUCGAUCCAUUAAACAAUGUUACGUGUUACUAAUUAAUAAUUAUUAAUUCAAUUAUUUAACUAUAAUUUAGAGAAGCGCUAUAUUGCUAUAUACAG
Agrilus planipennis (emerald ash borer) is the source of this 2379-nucleotide messenger RNA. RefSeq names its product facilitated trehalose transporter Tret1-like. Gene Ontology annotation, molecular function: sugar transmembrane transporter activity. Bases 101 to 1486 code for a protein of 461 amino acids. The record is from RefSeq and is a predicted model, not a curated record. Gene Ontology annotation, cellular component: membrane. The transcript is spliced from 2 exons. Gene Ontology annotation, biological process: carbohydrate transport; transmembrane transport. NCBI's taxonomy places the organism in Eukaryota, Metazoa, Arthropoda, Insecta, Coleoptera, Buprestidae.